CCGGUAUUUCUACCUACUAGACAACUCAGACUAUGUCAAUAGAACAACAUAACCAAGAAUCUAAUGCAAAAGCUCCUCAGGUGAAGAUAGAGGCAGAAGAACAAGUGCCAUCCCUGAUUCCUCAUGCCAGAGAGCCAGAAAACGAUGAUGGGGAAGCGAAUACCCAUGAUUAUGAAACUAACAAUCCAGAGGAACCAAAUAAGAGCCGGGAAUCCCAAGAACAUUUAAAAGAAGAAACCCCAUCCACCAAUUUCAAACCAAUAAAACAGGCUACAAUAGCACCAAAACCAAUCAUAGAAAAUGAUGAAGAAGGUUCACAGGAAAGCCAAAAUGUUAUAAAAGACAACAAGGACUACUCAAAGAUUUUCGAGAAGUACCAAGAAAGAUUUCGCAAAGUGUAUGCCAUAUCCCAAAAGCUUUUCAUGACCGAGCGGGCUCAACGUCAAACAUUUAACCAUUAUCAACGUAGAAAUAAUGCGUUGAUGGAUUUAUUAAAUGAAGUUGAACAACCCAAUAAUGAUCAAGAUAUACUAAGUGAUGGAGAUAAGUUACGCUUAGAGAAUUUAUCUGAAUUGAAUCCAAGAUUGAAAAAUACUUUGGCUCCAUUGUUAGCAAUUGAAGAUCCAACUAAGAAUAUUAAAAUAAAGAACUCUUAUAAAGUUAAUAUGUUGCUACAUGAAGGUGUUCCAGAACUAAUUAGUGACGAUCUUGAUUUGGUUGAAACUAACCCUCAAGAUAGUGACUUUUGGAUUAGAAGAAACUAUCCACAUCUAGUAAUCUCUAAGUAUAAACCAAUUGAUUUAAGACCCACUGGAGUUCAUGAACAUUUUGAACAAUCCCAACCUUUGAAAAAGGGCAAGCGGAAACCGGUGAAAGAGGAAGAAGUGGAACGUGAUGUUAAAAAAAUGAAAAGUUAAUUGAAUUAAUGAAUGUAUAUUAAUCAAUUUUAUUUAAUUUCUUGUAUUUGAAUUUUUACGAUCUCUUUUCAAUAAAUUUUCAAGAAUUUUGGUAUCUUUAAAUAAAUCAAAUAUAAAAUUCUUAGUUUUGAAUUCAUAAUUUCCCUUGUCAACGACUUUGAUCACUUUCAAGAAAAGAGUUAAAUUUUCAAACACUUUUGGUGUAGUUUGCUUAAUUUUUGUUAACUCCUUCAUGGACUUCUUCAAAAUUCGUGCCAGCACGAUGGUUCCAUGUACAGCAGUUAAAUGGCCUAUAUAAUUUAAAAUUUUAUCAAUUAAGACGUCAUAACUUUCAAACAUUAAUUCAUCUUGGC
Messenger RNA from Hyphopichia burtonii NRRL Y-1933, 1270 nucleotides. RefSeq lists its product as uncharacterized. NCBI's taxonomy places the organism in Eukaryota, Fungi, Ascomycota, Pichiomycetes, Serinales, Debaryomycetaceae. The transcript has a single exon. The coding region runs from base 33 to 917 and encodes 294 amino acids. The record is from RefSeq and is a predicted model, not a curated record.